AUGACGCUUUCAGCAAGUAAACCACAGCAGCAAUCAAGUAAGCAUGAUGCAGCCCCGUGGGCUGUUCUAUACAGACAUACACUCCUUUCUCUGUUCGCAUUCCGACUCUUGAACGCGUUGGUUCUCAGAACCUUCUUCCAACCAGAUGAGUACUACCAAUCACUCGAGCCGGCCUGGUGGGUGGCAUUCGGCCACGAUAGUGGAGCGUGGACUACUUGGGAGUGGAAGCAGCACCUGCGAGCUGCCCUUCACCCAGGGCUCUUUGCGCUGGUUUACAAAAGUUCCAAUGUCCUCGUUACCACACUGGAUUUGUCUGCAAGCUCUAGAGCCGCUGUGCUCCUCGCGACACCUAAGACAUUGCAAGCUUUCAUCGCAGCACUUGGAGAUUACUACACUUACAAACUCGCGCAGCAAGUUUAUGGACGACAUUCCCGUUCAGCAGUAUGCACGAUCUUGCUUACGGUCGGAAGUGCAUGGAACUGGUUCGUCAGCACCAGAACAUUUAGCAAUUGUAUCGAGACGACCCUGACCGCGGUUGCACUUUACAACUGGCCAUACCAUUGGGCACUUGGCAGCGACGAAGUCGGGUUUCAACUCGACAGUAAUAUCUUGCGUAUUCGUCGGACAGAUUCUGUUACGCUAGAAGAAGAGGAAGCCAUUGCUGAGGUCGAUGAAACCACGAGAUUACGAAGGACUCUUUUUUGUGCCUCGACUGCAGUCAUCCUUCGACCUACGAAUGCUAUCAUAUGGCUUACUUUGACCACCGCAACCUUUGGGCGAGGCAUGUAUCGUCAUGGUGUGCAUUGGGAGGUUGACGCAUUCAUUCGUCAGGGACUCUUUUGCAGCGGCAUUGUUCUUGCUCUGUCCGCAUUCGUUGACCGACUCUUUUACGAUGUCUGGACGUUUCCUGUCUGGCAGUUUUUCAAGUUCAAUGUUCUACAGUCUUUGGCUGUAUUCUAUGGCAACAAUAACUGGCACUACUACCUCAGUCAGGGCUAUCCGCUAUUACUAACCGCAGCUGUUGUGCCCGCUGCAUUGGGUCUACGCAAUGCUCUUAUUCUGCGUGAUGAGCCUCGCUGUGUCAGCAUACAGUCAAGACUUAUUCUUCAUCGGCUUGCACUGGUCAGCAUUGUACUACCAAUGGUCUUAUCCGUUCUUUCUCACAAAGAGGUGCGCUUUAUCUACCCUAUUCUGCCAGCCCUCCAUGUCAUCGCAGCAUUGCCCUUCGCAAAAUUGGUAGGAUUCACGGAUAUUAUCGCGUCAGGGAACGCGAACAGGCGCCAGCGCACAUUCAAGCCGACACUAUUCGGCGCUUUCUUCAUUACCAUCAAUGUCAUGCUCGCUAGCUACUUCUCCUUAUUCCACAACUCUGGACUCAUCAAGGUUACUGAUUACCUCCGCUCCGAAUUUGAAGCCAUACGCCUUACUCAAGCCGAGAUACAAACGCAGCUUAAUCGCAACCUAACUUUUGCCAUUCUGAUGCCCUGCCACUCCAUCCCCUGGCGCUCUCACAUUCAAUAUCCACCUACAUUCACCACACCUGGUAUUUCAGGCUGGGCCCUGACCUGCGAACCACCACUGAACCUCUUACCCUCCGAAAAAGCGACAUACCAAGACGAAGCGGAUAUAUUCUACCUCGAUCCUGCGGUCUGGUUGAAACAGAAUAUGGUUCGAGACCCACCCUCGGGACCACCGCCACCUGGCUUUUACGCGCCUGACCCAGCCGAUGCAAAAAAGCUAUGGAGCAAUCCUAAUCCACAGCGUGGUGUAUGGCUCAAUGAAGGCGAAGGCGGACAGAACACAGGGGUUCCGAACAGGAGGAAGAGAGCAUGGCCGGACUACCUGAUCUUCUUUGAGCAACUGGAGCCAAGCAUGAAAGCUACUCUUGGACAGAGUGCGUAUAGAGAGUGUGCUAGAUUUCAUAAUAGUCUCUUCCAUGAUGAUUGGAGAAGGACAGGUGAUGUGAUAGUUUGGUGUUUACCGGAUGUACAUCGAUAA
Molecule: messenger RNA, 1998 nt
Organism: Lithohypha guttulata
Lineage: Eukaryota; Fungi; Ascomycota; Eurotiomycetes; Chaetothyriales; Trichomeriaceae
Gene: GPI10
Product: glycosylphosphatidylinositol anchor biosynthesis
Exons: 2
Coding region: 1-1998 (665 amino acids)
Biological process (GO): GPI anchor biosynthetic process
Cellular component (GO): endoplasmic reticulum membrane
Molecular function (GO): alpha-1,2-mannosyltransferase activity
Source: RefSeq, a predicted model, not a curated record